AUGCCCCUUUUUGGUAAAUCUCAGAAGAGCCCAGCGGAGCUUGUACGAUCUUUAAAAGAUGCCGUAACUGCUCUAGAAAGGGGGGAUAAGAAAGCAGAAAAAGCCCAAGAAGAUGUGAGCAAAAACUUGGUUUUGAUAAAAAACAUGCUGUACGGUACUUCAGAUGCAGAGCCACAAACUGAUAUCAUAGUGGCACAGCUGGCGCAAGAAUUGUACAAUACUAACCUCCUUCUUCUCCUCAUUCAAAACUUGAACCGCAUUGACUUUGAAGGAAAAAAAGAUGUUGCACAAGUAUUUAACAAUGUGUUGAGGCGUCAAAUAGGUACUCGGUCACCAACCGUUGAGUACAUAUGUACAAAACCUGAAAUUCUGUUUACCCUGAUGUCUGGGUAUGAGCACCAAGAAAUUGCUUCAAACUGUGGCACUAUGCUAAGGGAGUGUGCUAGAUAUGAGGCUUUAGCUAAAAUAAUGUUAUAUUCUGAUGAUUUUUACAAUUUCUUCAGAUAUGUAGAAGUUUCAACAUUUGAUAUUGCCUCUGAUGCCUUUUCUACAUUUAAGGAACUGUUAACACGACACAAAAUAUUAAGUGCUGAGUUUUUAGAAGCAAAUUACGAUAAGGUGUUUAACCAUUACCAACGAUUGUUGAACUCGGAGAAUUAUGUAACUCGACGGCAGAGUUUGAAAUUACUUGGAGAACUCUUGCUGGAUCGACAUAACUUUUCAAUUAUGACCCGCUACAUCACCAACCCAGAGAAUUUGAAGUUGAUGAUGAAUAUGCUUAAAGAGAAAUCGCGUAAUAUACAGUUUGAGGCUUUCCAUGUUUUUAAGGUGUUCGUAGCCAAUCCAAAUAAACCAAAACCAAUACUGGAUAUACUGCUUCGAAACCAGGAUAAAUUGGUGGACUUCCUGACCAAGUUCCACACAGACCGCUCUGAAGACGAGCAGUUCAAUGAUGAGAAGGCUUACCUUAUAAAGCAAAUUAAGGAAUUGAAGCCAUCAGAACACUAA
Pieris macdunnoughi is the source of this 1008-nucleotide messenger RNA. Lineage: Eukaryota; Metazoa; Arthropoda; Insecta; Lepidoptera; Pieridae. The record is from the annotation of a GenBank genome assembly.